Molecule: messenger RNA, 1230 nt
Organism: Pyricularia pennisetigena
Lineage: Eukaryota; Fungi; Ascomycota; Sordariomycetes; Magnaporthales; Pyriculariaceae
Exons: 2
Coding region: 1-1230 (409 amino acids)
Source: RefSeq, a predicted model, not a curated record
AUGAAAGUAGAACCAAGCCACAAAGCUGAAGUUCUGGUUGGGCUGAAGAAAGCCAUCGACGCUGGCAUGCUCAUCUGUCAAGACUACGGCGAGCUGGUUCUCAUGCGUCAAAUUACAAUCCUGCAGGUCCUCAAUAUUCUUGUCGAAGAUAUAUUGGACCAAGGAUCGAAGACCAGGGACAGAAAGCAGUUGCCAGACAAGCAGGCCCAGUCAGCUGCGGAUACCUUCUCUAAGCUUGCAAUCUCGCAGCCACCGGCCAAACUCUCCCUUGAAGAUCUGGUAGCCAGCGCCCAGGCCCAGAAGGGUGCAUUCCGGGAGUAUCAGUCUCUCUUAUCAUCAGCCCCAGUUGUGUUGGCCCACGCAGUGAACCUGCGGUUCUUCAGCCACCCAGGGCUAGCUCCAGACGAAAAGAGCCGCCGCUUGCCGGCCGAUACAGACAAAUACAUCAGCAUUUCGUUUUUCGAUGCCGUCCACGAUGCCGUCCACGAUGCAGUCCGGACCGCCGCCAUUUCGAAGUACGUAGACUGUUUACUGGCGCUCCUGGAGAAGGAGUACGGUGACAAAGUCCAUCGGCCCAUCUUGCUUCAGGAACUCUACAACAUCUGUCAUCUGGUGUUCGUUCGUACACAGGCCGGCCUUAAGCACGCUAUCCAGACAGCCAGUGGUGCCAAACAGUUCAAACGCGUUUCCCUAGGAUACGACAAACAAGGAAAUAAGCGCGUCAAUAUGAAGGGCGACCCCAAAGAGUUCUUUCUUAAACCGAGCGCACUGCACGUUAGUCAUCUCGAUGAAGAGGCGAAGAUGGAGACCCGCGAGGCUCAAGCACUCGGUGAUAAAGUAGUCAUCACAGGGUUUAUGCGUGACGUCUCGCCUGUCGUCUCGAUGCCCCCGCUUUUGCGUAAGAAAGACCAGAUGUUUGUUUCGAGGUCACAGGAGCUUGAAGCUGAGCUUAACCGGGUCAAAGGUGACCUGGACCUGCGAGGUUUCGCCAGUUCGGUUGGCAAUCUCCUCGAGCCAGGCAUGGCCUCAGCUUCUCUAGGGGUUCUAGACAAAUUCGUCGUUGAGAACACGGGCACAAACCUCGGGGUCCUGUACGAGGACCUCACCGAGGACAGCCUUGUCGAUCUCAAUAAUCGAUACCAUGAGGCAGGAGAAACUCCAACCCAACAGCGAGCAGAAAUGGCUGCCGCUUCCCGUGUCAUAACCGCAGCCCGCGCUAGCGGAGAAUGA